Messenger RNA from Enterobius vermicularis (human pinworm), 2037 nucleotides. Lineage: Eukaryota; Metazoa; Nematoda; Chromadorea; Rhabditida; Oxyuridae. The record is from the annotation of a GenBank genome assembly.
AUGGCUCUGAUGGAUGCGAAUUUAAGUAACAGACAAUGCAAAAGUGAGGUCCCUGACCCAGUUUUCAAUUCACCAGAAACCUCCAGUUUCAACAGCGAAACUAAAAGUUAUAGCUGUGGAAAGCCAGAUCCGCGGUCAAGAAAACGACAUUUCAUUUAUCAGUAUGUGGAACUUCAGGAUAAUAACACCGGCAUCUGUUGCAAAUGCGGACAAGUUAUUAAUGGAGCUAGCGCUGGGAAUAUACAGUCUCAUUUAAAACAUAAACAUAAAGAAUUUUUUGAGACAGUUGUUGAAGAGGCGAAAAGAAGUCGAAGAUUUGAAGAGGUUUUAAAUUAUGGACGUUCCGAACCAUUAACUCGCAAAUUCGCUAUAAACUUUGCUGUCGUGACCCGCGCACUGACUUUGGGAUUUGCAACCUCAACUACAUCUCUAACUCUGGUGGAGAACGAGUUUUUCAAGAAAGCGCUGGAAGGAUUAGGGUAUAAGCUGCCGCAUCGUCAAAUUUUACGACAAAAUAUAUUAGCAGAGGCAGCGUUUAUGCAGGAAGUUAUACGAGAUCGUCUUAAAAAAGCCACUACUAUUGUUGUAUCAUUUAACAACAUGAAGAAAAUACAAAGUUCAUCCAGCUAUUUGAACAUCAUGUUCCAGUACUGUGAUCAGAAGGACGGAAUAUACGAGACAAUGCUUUUUGACGUAAUAUCUUUGCAUACGGAAAUCACUGCUGCAUCCGUCAAACAACUGGUAGCAGAAUCUUUGAGAAAAUUUGGUAUUGCAUACCCAAACAUUUUUUGGUUCGAAGGUGACAAUGGAUCAUACAUAAAUUCUGCUAUUGUUGAUGCCAAGGAUGAUUUUCUGGCUCCAAAAACGACAGGUACUUGUGCUGACGUAUUUGCUGAGGCAGGGAUUAAUUUCGAGGAGUAUGAAGAAGAAGAUUUUUUUGACAACGAUAUUGCCGACUACAACUCGGAAGCUGAAGAUACGGAAUUUCAUCAGCAUUUUAUACGGUAUCAUCCUUGUGCGGUUCACACGCUAAUGCGUGUCUUAAAGUCAUCGACCACUGCAGUUGGCAUUGUACAGAAGUUGUUGCAAAGUGCAGUGACGAUCAUUGAAGAAAUUGACUCGUCGUUCGAGUUGACCCAAGCCUUCCUUCAAGAAACCAAUGCUACUAGGCGCCUAACUGUACCACCUGAUAGCGGAUGGCUUAGCAUCUACUACACUUUCAAGUAUUUUAUUUCUUUUCGUUUUUAUCGCUUAUUAAGUAGGAAGCGUAUGGAAGUUUUAAGUAUAAUCAGACGUUUCUAUGACUGUAAGGAAGCUUUGAAGUCUGUUUGCGAGAAAUUUCACCUGACGACUUUGUCGGAUAGCGACUUUGAAUUAAUAAAUGAAGUUGCUAAAAUAUUGGAACCAUUUGUUGAAGUUAUCAAUCAGUGGAAACAAGACGACCUGCCGACAGUUUCAUUUAUUAUUCCUUGUGUCCUGCUGCUUGAAGAUCAUCUCAAAUAUGCCUUUACUACUGGACAGAGUCAAAAUGAUUCUCUUUAUCUGCUUUCAACGUUUUUGGAUCGUAGGACAUGCGCUCUGUUGCCGUUCGAUAGACAAAAGGUCGCCGCUGAUAUGUUGAAAGCAAUGAUUAGGCAAUACGACAGCUCGAAACCACCAGUUACACCCCCGGAUGCUCAACCAAGUUUCACGGACAAGUUGUAUUCCAGGUUCAUGUCGUCAAGGAUAAUAGAAUCAGCGAAGCUUGACUCAGAAACCGAUGAGGUUUCGCAGUACUUGAGUAAUUAUGGUUUGAAGCCAGUUGUUGGUUACUUUAACCCACUGAAAUUCUGGAUCGAUAAUUCUAAACUUUUCCCUGAACUAUCAAACUUGGCGUUUAGCUAUCUCUCUGUACCAGCUAGUUCCGUGAAUGCCAAGAGGUCGGCCCAGCUGUUAAAGCUGUAUGAUUCGGGAAAUCGAGGAAAAGAUGAUGAGGAGAUAAUGAGAGCUAAAGCUCUCCUGACGUUUAAUCAAAAAUUCCUUAUUCAACAGAAGUGA